AUGGCGGACACUGCAAAGUCGCCGGCACCGCAGCCGUCGCCGACGCGCAGACCACCAUCGCCGCCGGGCAUCGAGAAUCCACAUCCCAUCGCAUCCACCUCGGCGCAGACACUCGACGCCCUUCCAGCCGUACCGUCGUCGUCUGCCUCCACGACGAACCCAGCCGAGUUGAAUCAGCUCGUCACGGAUGCCGCCGCUCCUCAGCCCACCCAGCUCGGCGACAACGCAGCUAUCGUCGACUCCGACUCCAUCUCAGCUUCGCUUCAGGCAGCCACUGCUGGGCUCAAUGAGGAGGAUGCCAAGCUGCUGGCUUCGCUCGCAGAGGGCAAUGGCCUCUUGUCUCAUCUCUCCAACCUGGCCGCACAAAACGGCAGCUCCACGGACCUCAUAAAUGCGUAUGCCGGUGGCCUCAACCUCGACCCUUCUUCCGCCAUGCCCUUCUCCACCGACCCGGCCGCCUUGAAUGCCGCACAACAAGCCUUCCAAGGCGCCGUCGACCUCAACGAGGCCCUCACGCACCAGGAUAUGCUCUGGGACGACGACGCCUUUGACGAUCUCGAACCCGAGGACGAAGACGGCGAGGACCAGGGACCCAUCCAGGCCUACGCCAAGCUCGAAUUCCCCGGCUUCUCCUACUACAUCCAGACGCUCGACGUCACCAUCGGCCGUCGUCCCGGACAGCUCCAGCCCAACCAGCGCCCGGGCGCCCAACCGCCUCAAUUGCCCAAUGCCGCCUCGGGCCUUUCUCAGGCGCACAUCACCUCGGAAUCCAAGACCGAAGGCGAUGUCGAUGUCGACCUCGGCCCGCUCAAAUCCAUCUCCAGGCUCCAUGCACGCAUCUUUUACUACACCGGCCCCAUCCAUCCACCCAAUACCGCUUUCCUCAACGGCACCCCCGCCCACAGCCGUGCUUCCAGCGCUACGAGCGCUCAUCAGAACGUCGCUCCCUACCGCAUCACUUCGCCUGCUUCCCUCAACCGUGUCAACGGCGCACACCUCGCCGGCACCGAUUCGACUUCCGGGUCCGAUCUCUACCAGGCUAGCCUUGGCGCCGAACCCGAGCAUGGCGAUGGCCAGUUCGUGCUCAUGGUCGUCGGGCGCAACGGCGCAUUCGUCGAUGACGUCUGGGUCGAGAAGGGCGGUCUCGUCGUGCUCGGCAAACGCACAAAGAUCCAGAUCGCAGAGCGCGUCUUCUACUUUGUCCUCCCGCCUCCACCCGGCGCAGCCGCCCACAGUGACGACGGCGACAGCCAACGCGCUCACGACUCCGAGUCCGACUCGCUCUCGGAUCUCAGCAGCGAAGACGGUUCCGACGACCAGGACGACGAUGACCAGGAAGACGACGAAGAAGCAGACUCUUCCAGUUCCGUGUCCAGCCAGGAGGGAGAGGAUGAUGAUUAUGACGGCGAGGACGUCGCUACAGCGAACAAGACCAGUGGCCGCAGAAAGUCUUCCGCUAGCAAAGCGGAAGCCGACAAGCCGAAGCGCAGACUCGUCCUCAAACCCAAAUCCAGAGUGGGCAAGCCAUCUGCAGCGGCCAACUCCGCUGACGAGUCGGGUGCGGACGAGCCCAUGGUCGAGGAGUCAGAUGCAGUAGAUGCAGGUAGAAAAGGCAAAGGCAAGGCGCAAGCCAGAGGGAAGCCGGCUGCAAAGACCACAGCCGCUGCUCUCGCCAACAGAGCCGCUGGCAAGGGCAAAGGAAAGGGCAAAGGUUUCACCCGCGGCAAGAUGCCCACCAAAGGCCCCCUGCCCGACUCCAGACCCGGCGGCGACGACAGCGACAGCCUCGGAACACCGAGUGCGGGCGAGGAGCACAGCGAAGACGAAGACCAGGACGAUGGAAUCACCACGCCUCCUCCUCCAACAACAGGCAAAGCAGGCACGGCCGCAAAGCGCCCUGGCAAAAGCGUCAAGGGACUCAAAGGCGCCCAGAAGGCCAAAGCGGCCCGUGGCAGCAAGGCCAAUGCGGCUCCAGACCAGGGCGAGGCUUCCGAUGAUGAUGUGGCAGCAGAUGCGCCAGACGCCGCGAUCAAGAAGGAGUCUCCCACGCCCGCCUGGGCCAUGGGUGCAGGCGUCGCGGGUCGCAAGAGGAAGCGCGGCGACGCUGUGGCAGACGAAGAGCCUGCGCUCAAGGUGGGAACUCCCAUCGGCAUCGAGGCUCUCGACGCCGCAAAGCGUGCCAAGGCUGCGAAAGCCCGAGCCGACGCUUCUUCACGCGCAUCUGCCAGCCCCAAGAAGGACGCCACCACAGUCGCGAGCGCCGUCGCAGACGAUGACGAUGUUGUCAUGCUCGAUGUCAAGCCCGCCACGCCUAAGCCACCGGCAGCAGCAACAUCCGCAGCAGCAGCAGCGGCAGACACGACAUCAUCUGCAACUACUGCCUCAAAGACAUCCGCUGCAGCCAAGCCGACGUCUGCCAAAGCUGCCGUCACGACAGCCAACAAGGCAGUCUCCAAGGCUGCAGAGGCUACCACGCCAGCUUCGAAACCUGCAGCCAAGGCCAAGCCCGCCAAACCAAAGGCGGCCAAGCCGAAGAAGAAGAAGGGAGCAGCCGCAGACGAGACCCCCGCCAUUUCCGAGGCUCCGGGUCAGCCCGCCAACGCGACGCCAGGCGUCGGUCCAGGCGCUGCGUCGAUGCCCGUGGGUGCGUUCCCGGGCGCAUACAGCGCAACGAGCAUGUAUCCGUCCUCCGUGCCGUACGAUCCAAGCUCGGCCAAUGCGGCUUCCACCAUCAUUGCUGCGGCCAACGCGGUCUCGGGCUCGAUGCCAAACUAUGGCCAGCCCCAGGCUGCGGUCUUGCCUCACGCUGUCGGCCAGAUGGCAUCCCCUCUGCCGAUGAUCCCUUCUGCAGUCGCUGGACGUAACGGUGGCGUCCCGGGUGCGUUGUCAUCGCUCCCCACGUCGGGACCAACGAGUACGCAACCGACCGUGGCGCCGAGCACUUCCAUUAGCAAUGCCUCGGGAUCAGACGCAUCCACGUGGCCCACUACGGCGAGCAUCAUUGCCUCGGCAGCCAGCCUCGCCAAUGCAGCCAAGCAGAGCCAGACGCCGGCAAGCAAUGCGGCAAACAAUGCGGCAAGCAACGCUGCUGCUGGAAACAAUGCUGGAAACAAGACGGGUGGUGCUGCUGCGGCUCCAGCUCAUGCAACGCCCAAGCCACCGCCUGGACCCGAAGACAAGCCGGACCUGUCCAACAUUGAGCUCAUCUCGCAAGCGCUGCGCUCGGACCAUUGUGCCAAGAGGGGCGGCAAACUCACGCUGCAGGAGGUGUACGAGUGGAUCGCCAACCGAUGGAUCUGGUUCAAGCGCAACGGUCGGCACACGGGUCGAGACUGGCAGAGCUCCAUCCGUCAUGCGAUCGGUUCGUCGCGCGACUUCACGCGCAUCCCGCGCAGGUCCGACGAACCGGGCAAGGGCAUCUUCUACACCAUGUCGGAUUCCAAGCUCGCCGAAGAGCAUCGCGCCAACCUUGCCAAGCAGAAGGAGGAGGCGGCCAAGGCGGCGGCAGCAGCACCCGCUGCGCCCGCCAAUGCUGGACCGGCCGGAAGCCUGCUGUCGGGUGGCGCCCCGAUCCCCGGUGCCGAUUCGCAGACAGCCUCGGGAGGCAGCGCUGCUGCCACAGCCGUUGCUGGGGCUGCUGGAGGCGCAGCUGCGGGCUCGUUGCCAGCGAUCCGGAUCCCUCUUAUCAUCGGAACGCCACCUUCGUCUGCGACCGCCGCUGCGGCCGACAAGCCCAAGGCGGCACCGGGCACGAUCGAGUCGCUGCUAGAGACGCCGCCGAUUGUGCACCACGACGGAAAGCUCUACCUGAGUCCGCAGGUGUUUGGCCAUCUGAACGCCGGGCAGCUGGCGCAGAUCGAGGGUCUGGGUGCGCAGCAGGCGCUGCAGGUGCUGCAGGCCUAUCUGGUGACGCAUCUGAAGGAACGCAUGCGGGUGCAGCAAGCUGCGGCGCAGAAGAAGGACGUGGAUGCGGCGGCUGCCAAACCUGCCUCGACCCCGGCCAAGGCUUCGUCGGCUGCAACUGCGGCUCCGGCCAAGGCUGCUACGGUGGCGCCUGGUGUAACUGGCGCUCAGGCCGGCUCGGCGAACGGGCACGCGCCUGGAGUGAGGCCUGCAUCUAGUGCGGCUGCCGGGCCGAGUACAGUGGCGGCGACAGCCUCGCUCCCCCGACCACCGGUUGCGGGUACGCCUUUGCUGCCAAAGCCAGUGUUGCCAUCGCCGGUCAAGCCUUCGAUUCCAACGAGCGCGCAGAGCAAUGGUGCAGCAGCGGGCGUCAAGGGUACACCCUCGGCCAGCACGGCGGCUGCAUCCGGCCCAGCUCCAAGUGUCAAGGCGCCAGUAGCGCCGGCGACGGGUUCCAAGGAAGCUGCCAAGAGCAAUCCUGCUGUGGCCACGACGGCAGCGGCUGGCGCGACGGCCAAGACGCCGGUGCUGCCGAGCACGCCGCUGCGAACCUCGGCAGCCGGUGCUGGUGGUGCGCCGAAGCCGAGCACGCCAGCGCCAGCGCCAGCGACCAAAGCGGCGACCCCGGCGCCUGCUACUCCACAAUCUGCAACGACGCCAGCCAAGCCCGCGUCGUCGGCAUCUGCGACGGCCAGUACGUCUGGCACGCCCAAUGCAGCAGCGGCGGGUACGAGCGCGACGGGUGGCGAGGGCGACGAUCCGCUUUCGGCGCUGUCUGCGCUGGCGGCGCAUCCGGAGGCGGCGGCGCUGAUUGCGCUGCUGCGAAAGCAGCAGGAGGGCGGAGCGAGCGGCGGCAAGCAGAUGGCCAAGCUCACGCCGGGCCAGCUGCAGUUGCUCCAGAUGGCCAACAAGCUGGCGGCGCAGCAGGGCAAGAAGAAGAAGAAGAAGGCCGCGGCGGGCGGCGCGGGUUCGCGAGAGGCAACGGCAACGCCGGGACCGAGCGGGCCAGAAUCGUCGCCUGCCGUGGGCGGGCCAAGUCCGAGUCCAGGCCCCAAGGCGGGAUGA
Molecule: messenger RNA, 4968 nt
Organism: Moesziomyces aphidis
Lineage: Eukaryota; Fungi; Basidiomycota; Ustilaginomycetes; Ustilaginales; Ustilaginaceae
Source: the annotation of a GenBank genome assembly